AAAUUUAUGUGAUAAAUGAUGACGUCAUAUAACAACAAGAAAGCGUCAAAAUGGCGAAUGUGUGUUUAUAAAUAAGUGUUCUUACGUGCAAUCUACAUUAAUAGUAUAGGGCCAUGCCGAAGAAAGGGAAGAAAGGAACUAAAGGGAAAAAGGGCAAGAAAGGGAAAAAGAAGUCAUGCAAAAAGUCAGUAGCAGACUCAUCGGCAUCAAACGAUCCAAUGGCGCCUUCAUACUUCCAACCGCCACCAAAACCUGGCGAACAGUUGAUUAAACUCCUUACUUCACAUCCAGUAAAUGAAAAAGAAAUUCACGGGGUUAAGGUCUCCACAAGAAUCCUGGACAAUCUCACACCACAAGAAAUCAGAGAUCUCAGGGUUGUUUUUGAGCUCUUUGACACCAAUAAUGAUGGAUUCUUAAGUCCUCCUGAGUUAAGGCGUGCAAUGAAAGCAUUGGGUUUCAAGGUGAAGAGAGAAGAAGCCAAACAGCUUGCAAAUGAUGGAAGUUUGAAAGGACUUGGAAUGCUUGAUUUCAAUGAGUUCCUAGAGACCGUGAUUGACAGACAGGAUCCAGACUCCAUAGAUGCCUACGAUGAAAUCAAAAAGGGGUUUUCAAUGUUUGACAGAGAUAAAAAGGGAGCAAUAUCAUUUGACGAUCUUCAACAAGCCUGUUUAGAUGCCAAGGUUAAAUUUAAGAAAGAAGAGUUGCAGGAAAUGAUUGAAGAGGCAGAUACUAACGGUGAUGGUUUGAUAGACGCGGAAGAAUUCAUGACCAUAAUGCUUCAAACAAACUUGUUCUGAACCCAAAGCAAUAUCUAUGCAUAAAAUGAGGCUUGUUCUGAACUGUGAAAGCAGGAUUACAUGCUCAAAUAUAAAGUGUCAUCUUGAAUCAGUCUGUAAAGGAUGCUAAUCAACUAUAGGCGUAAAGUGCCAUCUUGGAGGAUCCUCUUUAGAAGGCGUAAUAUGAUAUUUGGCAGCAUGUAAAGGAAUUACCUUUUCAUGGGCUUUUGCCAUGACCUUCCUCGUUUAUUAAGAAUCUUUUGUAUGGAAUGACUGUAAAGAAAGAUGACGCUACCUUUGUUUCUGUCAUUCUAAAAUCUUUGUAAUAUUUAUACAUUUUUAUAAAUAUAGGUGUUACUUUUUAUAGCUUAAUAAAUACAGAAAACCCUUGUCAAUAUUGUAUAAAGAUCUUUUAUGAUUCAACUAAAUGUUGUGUCACUAUUAAUUUGUAUCCAUCAUACUUGACGGAUAUAAAAAUACAUUCCACUGAUUUUGUAUCUAUUUAUUGAAUUGGAAAAAGAUAAUACAAUUAUAGACCAUUUUGAAGUAAAUUUGUAAGAUAUAGAAUUGUCCUUGUUUUUUAGCACCAUCAAGAAUGGUCAUCAUGUUCUCAAAUCAAACAUUACAAUAUUAACUUACUUGUGGUCUUUGGACAGAAAUUGUUUUAUACACACAAAACUGCAGAUUAGAUUGAAAGUUAACUUGUUCAGGAUAAAUGCAUCACUGCAUGAUAUCAUGUUUUCAUUCAAAUAUAUAUUCAAUGUGAUAAAAACUUAUUUGUAAUCAUGUAAAGGGUAUUUGAAAGUAUGCUUGCCUUUCAGAUCUGAUGGUUUAUUAGAUUGUAUAAUAACAUCAGUAAAAACGGUACUUUAUAUGUAUGUGUGUUUUUAAGAUCGAUUCUUAUUUGUUCUUACUUCCACUUUUAAACAGGGUUUCCCCAAGCACAAUAUGGCUUGUUGCUGCCAACAUUCAAUCUCAACCAGGAGUGUUAUUGCUACAUCCCUUAAUUGCUGUGAUAUGCCACCUGAUGUGUCAUGAAUAUAAAGCUAAAUACUUACUAAGUGUGAGAGAGGGCCCUGAUCUUGCAGGUCUUAAUUUCACAGUAACCAAAUAAACUAAAAGGUCAAUUCAUCUUGUUUUGCUGGGGUAAACCCUGCUUUCAAAUAUACAGUAUGUUCACAUUUUUAUGUCCCCCACUAUAGUAGUGGGGGACAUAUUGUUUUUGCCCUGUCUGUUGGUCUGUUGGUUGGUCUGUUGGUUGGUCUGUUGGUUGGUCUGUUGGUUGGUUGGUUUGCGCCAACUUUAAAAUUUGCAAUAACUUUUGCAAUAUUGAAGAUAGCAACUUGAUAUUUGGCAUGCAUAUGUAUCUCAUUGAGCUGCACAUUUUGAGUGGUGAAAGGUCAAGGUCAUCCUUCAAGGUCAAAGGUCAAAUAUAUGGGUCAAAAUCGCUCAUUUAAUGUACACUUUUGCAGUAUUUCAAUAUUCAAGAUAGCAACUUGAUAUUUGGCAUGCAUGUGUAUCUUAUGAAGCUGCACAUUUUGAGUGGUGAAAGGUCAAGGUCAAGGUCAUCCUUCAAGGUCAGAUGUCAAAUAUAUGUGGCCAAAAUCGCUCAUUUUAUGAGUACUUUUGCAAUAUUGAAGAUAGCAACUUGAUAUUUGGCAUGCAUGUGUAUCUCAUGGAGCUGCACAUUUAGAGUGGUGAAAGGUCAAGGUCAUCCUUCAAGGUCAGAGGUCAAAUAUAUGUGGCCCAAAUCGCUAAUUUUCUGAAUACUUUUGCAAUAUUGAAGAUAGCAACUUGAUAUUUGGCAUGCAUGUGUAUCUCAUGGAGCUGCACAUUUUUAGUGGUGAAAGGUCAAGGUCAUCCUUCAAGGUCAAAUAUAUGGGUCAAAAUUGCUCAUGUAAUGUCACUUCUGCAAUAUUGAAGCUAGCAAUUUUAUAUUUGAAAUGCAUGUGUAUCUCAUGGAGCUGCACAUUUUGAGUGGUGAAGGGUCAAGGUCAUCCUACAAGGUCAAGGUCAUCCUACAAGGUCAAACGUCAUAUAGGGGGACAUUGUGUUUCACAAACGCAUCUUGUUGUUAAAAGAAUGAUUUGUCAAAUAUUGUUUUUCACUUUAUUUUUACUUUAUGUCAUGUUGCAAUUAAAUAUUACACUCUUUAAAAUUAUGUUUUUGUAGUAACUCUCAAAUAAAGUGAAUGUACAUUCCUGUGCAUCUUAACAAGGCUGUGUUAAUGAUCUGAUCUGGGCUGUGUGAAGGAGCUGAUUUGACCUGUUUGAAGGAGCUGAUUUGGCCUGUUUGAAUGAGCUGAUCUGGGUUGUGUGAAUGAUCUGGUCUGGGCUGUGCAAGUGAUCUGAUCUGGACUGUGUUUCUGAGAUGAUAUGGGCUAUGUGCAUGAGCUGAUCUGGGCUGUGUGAAUCAGAUGAUUUGGGCUGUAUGAAUCAGAUGAUCUAGGCUGUGAGAAUGAGCUGAUCUGGGCUGUGUAAGUGAUCUGAUCUGGGCUUUGUGAGUGAUCUGAUCUGGGCUAUGUGAAUAAGCUGAUCUGUGCUGUGUGAAUCAGCUGAUCUGGGCUGUAUGAAUUGGCUGAUCAGGGCUGUGUUAAUGAGCUGAUCUGGGCUGUUUGAAUAAGCAGAUCUGGGCUGUGUUUAUGAGCUGAUGUGGACUGUGUGAAUCAGCUGAUAUUGGCUGUGUGAAUCAGCUGAUCUGGACUGUGUGAAUUAUCAUAUCAGAGCCAUGUGAAUGAGCUGAUUUGGGUUGUGUGAAUGAUCAUAUCUGGACUGUUUGAAUGAGCUGAUCUGAGCUGUGUGAAUGAGCUAAUCUGGACUGUGUGAAUGAGCUGAUCUAGGUUAUGUAAAUGAUCAGAUCUGGGCCAUGUGAAUGAUCAAAUCUGGGCUUUGUGAAUGAGCUGAUCUGGGCUAUGUGAAUGAUCAGAUCUGGACUAAGUUAAUAGCUGACUGAUGCUGUGUUGAUGAUCAAAUCUGUGUUGUGUGAAUGAUCUGAUCUGGGCAGUGUGAAUGAGCUGAUAUGGGCUUUGUAAAUGAGCUGAUCUGGGCUGUCUGAAUAAUAUGAUUUGGGCUGUGUGAAAGAGCUGAUCUGGGCUGUGUGAGUGAUCUGAUCUGGGCAGUGUGAAAGAGCUGAUCUGGGCUGUGUGAAAGAGCUGAUCUUGGCUGUGUGAAUAAUCAGAUCUGGGCUGUGUGAAUGGGCUGAUCUGGGCUGUGUUAAUCAACUGAUCUGGGCUAUGUGAAUCAGCUGAUUUGGGCUGUGUAAUUAUCAGAUCUGGGCAGUGUGAAUGAGUCUAUCUGGGUUGUGUGAAGGAGCUGAUCUUGGUUUCGUGAAUGAUCAGAUAUGUGAUGAGUGAAUGAGCUGAUCUGAGCCAUGUGAAUGAGCUAAUCUGGAUUGUGUGAAUGAUCCGAUCUUGGCUGUGUGAAUGCGCUGAUCUUGGCUGUGUUAAUGAUCAGAUCGGGGCUGUGUGAAAGAGCUGAUUUGGCUUGUGUGAAGGAACUGAUCUGGGCUAUGUGAAUGAGCUUAUCUGGGCUGUGUGAGUGAUCUGAUCUGGGCUGUGUGAAUCAGCUUAUCAGGGCUGUGCAAAUGAGCUGAUCUGGACAAAAAAUGUGAACUAUCAGAUCUGAGCUGUGUGAAUCAACUGAUCUGGUAUGUGUUAAUGAGCUGAUCUGGGAUGUGUGAAUCAGCUGAUCGGGCUGUGUGAAUCAGCUAAUCCAGGCUGUGUGAAUGAGUUGAUCUGGUCUGUGCGAAUGAUCAGAUUUGGGCUGUGUGAAGGAGCCUAUCUGGGUUUUGUGAAAGAGCUGAUCUUGGUUAAGUGAGUGAUCACAUAUUUAAUAUGUGAAGGAGCUGGUCUGAGCAGUGUGAAUGAGCUGAUCUGGGCUGUGUAAAGGACAUGAUCUGGGCUUCCUUAGUGAGCUGAUCUAGGCUGUGUGAAUCAGCUGAUCUGGGUAGUGUGAAUGAUCUGAGCAGUGUGAAUUAUCAGAUCUGGACUGUGUGAAACAGCUGAUCUGGGCUUCAUGAAACAGCUGAUUUUGGCUUUGUGAAUGAGCUGAUGUGGACUGUGUGAAUGAGUUGAUCCGGGCUGUGUGAAGAAGCUGAUCUGAGCCGUGUGAAUGAUCAGAUCUGGGCUGUGUAAAUUAUCAUAUCAUAUCUGGGCUGUGUGAAUGAGCAGAUAUGUGCUGUGUAAAUUAUCAUAUCUGGGCUAAGUGAAUGAGCUGAUCUGAUCUGCUUCAAUGAGCUAUUCUGGGCUAUGUGAAUGAGCUGAUUUGGGCUGUGUGAAUCAGCUGAUCUGGGCUCUGUGAAUCAGCUGAUCUGGGCUGUGUGAAUGAGUUGAUCUGAUCUGUGUCAAUGAGCUGAUCUGGGCUCUGUGAAUGAGCUGAUUGGGGCUGUGUUAAAUGAGAUAAUCUGGGCUCUGUGAAUCAGCUGAUCUGGGCUGUGUGAAUAAGUUGAUCUGAUCUUGUCAAUGAGAUGAUCUGGGGUGUGUUAAUAAGCUGAUCUGGGCUGUUUGAAUGAGUUGAUCUGGGCUUAGUUAAGGAGCUUAUCUAAGCUGUGUGGAGGAGCUGAUCCAGCAGCAAGAUAAAUAUUAGAGUACGAAUGCAUCCUUGGUAAGUGCUUCGUGUAUAGGAUCACAAUGGGUACAAGUAUGAGGACUGAAAAAUGUAUUGGUGAAGAUUAAUAGUGAUACUUGCCAUUAAUUGCGGAAUGUUACAUUGCAAUAAACAAUAUCAUGUUCA
Dreissena polymorpha is the source of this 5506-nucleotide messenger RNA. RefSeq lists its product as uncharacterized. The coding region runs from base 114 to 797 and encodes 227 amino acids. Gene Ontology annotation, molecular function: calcium ion binding. Gene Ontology annotation, biological process: centriole replication; mitotic cell cycle. Gene Ontology annotation, cellular component: centriole; centrosome. The record is from RefSeq and is a predicted model, not a curated record. NCBI's taxonomy places the organism in Eukaryota, Metazoa, Mollusca, Bivalvia, Myida, Dreissenidae. The transcript has 5 exons.